Diaporthe citri is the source of this 1269-nucleotide messenger RNA. RefSeq lists its product as uncharacterized. The transcript is spliced from 3 exons. The record is from RefSeq and is a predicted model, not a curated record. The coding region runs from base 1 to 1269 and encodes 422 amino acids. Lineage: Eukaryota; Fungi; Ascomycota; Sordariomycetes; Diaporthales; Diaporthaceae.
AUGGUCAAGGCUCAUCCUCUCAAUGCGCCUCAUACGGCUGGUCUCUUCUGCGACAUGAGCCUCGAUGGCCCCGUAAUCGGUACCCUGGUUAUCAUUGUCGACCGUGCAAAGAACCUGCCCAACAGGAAGACAAUUGGGAAACAGGACCCUUACUGUGCUGCAAGGCUAGGCAAGGAGGCCAAGAAGACGACCACAGAUAUCCGAGGAGGCCAAACUCCCAGGUGGGACCAAGAGAUUCGUUUCACUGUUCACGACUCCCCAGACUACUACCAACUCAAGAUUUCGGUCUUCAACGACGAUAAGAAGACCGACUUGAUAGGAGAGACAUGGGUCGACUUGCGUGACAUUGUUGUCCCUGGCGGCGGCCAGAAUGACCUGUGGCAUAACCUGACUUGCAAGGGCAAGUAUGCUGGUGAGAUCCGUAUCGAGCUCACCUACUACGACACUCGUCCAAAGCCCGAGAAGCCAGCCGCCAAACCCAAGCAAGUAACCUCAGAGACGGAUUCCCCUGCGGGUUCGCUCAGGGCCGCACCACCCAAGAGACGCCCUCUCCCUUCGGAUCCUUUUACCGGCCAGACGCCCGCACAGCAGCCUCCGCCGCCAGUACCAGGCCAUCUUCCUGCUCCACAAAGGCAGCAACCAGGAUCAGCAAGAGAUUACCCUACUCCAGAUCAUGUACAGACUCCUCCUCACCGAGCACAGCCAAACCCACCACCGUCCCAUUCGCCGGACCAUACGCCCUCGCACUCAGGACACUACAGCAAUGCUUCAUCCCUUCGUCAUCGGCAGGGCGACCCCUACUCUUCGGCACCAAACAGCGCAUAUCACACCCCGUCAAACCAUUCUGAUGCACGACAUGCACCUUCAGAAGGGUAUCCUCUGUAUCCUGAAGACGGAAUGGAGUCGCCUGACCACCACGGGCACACCCCGGAUAAGAGAUACAUGCCAUCUGCUCCCUAUGGUGCGCAGUCGAGCGAGCAGAUGUUCAAGCUAGACAUGGACAAUGAGAGGCCACCCCCGCCACCAGCCCAUCGCAGCACGCCCAGUGCGGCGUCCGAGCCAAGACACAGCCCCGGCCACGAAUCGAUGCUUCACAACCAGACACCGCCCGCGAUGAGGAUGGAUGUGCUCCGGAAUGAGGCUCAUCGUCAGUCUGCAUCGUCAACAACGAGCUUCAUCUCGGCGGGGCUCAUCAAGUUUCUCCGCCUCGCCAUCAUUCUUAUGAUACUUCCUACGACACACAUCACAAGUCUAUGCAAGCGACUGUAG